Molecule: messenger RNA, 1572 nt
Organism: Aspergillus puulaauensis
Lineage: Eukaryota; Fungi; Ascomycota; Eurotiomycetes; Eurotiales; Aspergillaceae
Exons: 3
Coding region: 1-1572 (523 amino acids)
Source: RefSeq, a predicted model, not a curated record
AUGUGCAUCACCCAACAUACUAUUCACUUUCCUCAAAACGUCGCCGUCAUAUCCCCGAGUGUUCCCAACGGAAUGGACCUCGAACUUGCAACCUCGACCUUCCCAUUUAGCGCAGAUCCGCAGCCUUCCACCAGGGAAUCCCAUGAACUGUACUCAGAAUAUCACACCACUCUCGUGCCGGUAAUCACUCUCAACACUUCCAUUGUUUCGGUGCAUACCGCUCCAGAGGCACAGACAACCGCUGAUAAUUCCUGCCUGUUCCCAUCACCUCCCCAGAUGAAUCAACCUCCACUAUCGGAAGACCAUAGGCGUACUAUCGCCAUUAGCCGCGUGUUCGGGGCGGCGGGGACGGCUCCCACCGGCCUCGGUCACCACUGUAAACAGUUGGAGGCCGACCUCGAGUCACCAGAUUCCAUUACCCGGUCCGUCUGGCAGGCCGCAUGGCCCGAUUCACCACUGAGCCCAGUCACCUUCUGGGAAUGGGUCUCCAGGGUUGUAAGCGUUGUGGAGCACCUGAACACCACCAACUUAACAAAGCCAACUUUCCGCGACGUAGCAAUGCUGCUGUAUCCUGGAAUUGACGGUGGGAGCGCACAAGUUACCCUUGUGUCGAAGGUAAUUAUAGUGGCGGUAUGUUCUCUGACAGCGCUGGCCAGGGUAUCCGCCAUAACCCCCCAAUCGGCCAGUAUGAACCCAGAGAUUUUGAGGAUGGAAAUCCCCAAUGCGGAGGAUGCGGUACAAUCCCAAAUCGACUAUCCUUUAACCGAGAUAUUCACUUCUAUUCGGGAGGUUGCUCACGCUGCUUCCCGUCGAGAGUCCACCACGGGUGCUCCUGACCAAAUACAGACGGACCUUGUUGAUUACACGUUUCUUCGGCGAAUGGGUAUACAAAUCAAGUUUGUGACAGCAAUAACUGAACACUUAUAUUUUGAUUUUGCGAGAAAAGAGCUGUGGGUUUUCAAGUCUCCAUCUAUCUGCCUCGCUACCCUGUGGGGAACAGCGAUUGCCGAUAUAGUAGGCGAGGAACCCUACAAUUCUACAUCUCACUCGACAAUAUUCGAGGAGGUUCUCCUGUCUAUUCGACUCCUGUUUUCUGGUUCGAAGAGGUCUCGGGACGCUUUCCAGAAGACACUGCGCGCCGCACGAGAAAACAGCGACCCUUUUUUCGACGAACUUCUCUUACCGCUGCAGUUGGGAAACAUGCAGCCAGCAGGGAUAGGAGCUCGAGCAGCGGGUACUAUCUUGCCAUUGUUUCGCCCGCGGCCUACAUCUCAACUGUACUUUGACCGAUGUUAUUUUCAAAACUACAAGCUGAACGAGGCACGAUGGGAGCGAAUGCAGAGCGACAGAACCUGUAGUGCCAGCGCGGAAUUUCAUAUAUUUGGGAAUCGUCUGCGUGCGCUACAAGAUUUUGUUCAGAGCCAACCAAUCCACAGCCUUCGCGAGCUGCUAGAUGAACGACGAAACAAGGCGGAGGCUAUCAAGUUUCUCGUGAUCAACAGAAUUAACCUGACCGUGGGGUUUAUAGCAUUGUCUGGUCUCGGUAUAGGGUUAGGUCAGCUUUUAAAGUGA